AUAUUGCGCAUUGCAGAUGUUACAGACUUAUCGAAGGAAGAUGUCAGCGAGCCUGUGCCACGUUUACACGUUAGAAAUGUAUCGGAAGGACAAAGUGAAAGCAUACAUCCAAUCAAUCUGUCCGAACUGACAUGUCCUGCGCGAACCUUUCGUCAGCAUGGAAUCUAUAGCAGUCUUUUGGCAGGCAGUCGGAAAAGUCGAAGUGACGACACCCUCUACGCAGAAUUUCUAGCCGCUUUGGAGCCUCUUUUGCAGAAAAUGAAAGAGUUGAAUCUCGGUCGAUCUGGUACGCUGAGCGAACUGAUUUCUGAACUGACUUUUGCCUGUCGUUCAAAAGCCGUCCCUACGCUGCGUCACGCGGCCUUGAACCUAGUCAACCUGACCGUAUUUGGUGACGUUGGUGCUCAGCUGGACGUGAUCGUCAUUUGGUUAUCAACACUUGCCCUUCACCUUGACGUUGUCGUCCAAUAUUUUGCCCUUCUCUCCACUGCCUUCUUAUUGACGAAACUUGAGUUCACCACUCCCGUGCUCAACUCGGGUAUAGUAGACCGAAUACGGCCGUUUGUACGAACCCAUUCUUCACCUGCUGAAUUUGCUCGAAAUAGCCUAAUCCGUGCCUUCCUCUGCGUUUGUCGGGCGCAACAUUCAACUGCCCCAACACAAUGUUUCCACUGCUACACAAAAGCCACUCGAGGAUGGCUGCAGCAUCUCUUGCCUGCACUGUCUUCACCUUAUUCAGAAGUACGCAUACUGGCUGCGUUCCAUUUCUCAGCAAAUGCCAGUCUGAAUCCCGCAUAUCUAGCCUCCGCACAUAUUUGGGCAAAUAAAUAUUCCUAUGUCCUGUCCAAGUGA
This is a messenger RNA of Opisthorchis viverrini, 852 nucleotides long. RefSeq lists its product as hypothetical. The annotation marks the transcript as partial. Lineage: Eukaryota; Metazoa; Platyhelminthes; Trematoda; Opisthorchiida; Opisthorchiidae. Gene Ontology annotation, biological process: response to axon injury; negative regulation of MyD88-independent toll-like receptor signaling pathway. Gene Ontology annotation, molecular function: signaling adaptor activity; NAD+ nucleosidase activity. The record is from RefSeq and is a predicted model, not a curated record. The transcript is spliced from 4 exons. Gene Ontology annotation, cellular component: dendrite.